CGAGGGAAAUUAGGUUGCUACGUGAGAAGAGGGCAGCGAAGUGUAAAGUUAGAAAAUAAUUUUAUUUCGUGUAAACGCGUUCUUUUGAAGUAAUAGCACGGGCUGGGACAUUUAACCUGGUCAAUGUAGGUCACUUUAGCAAGUAAGCUGUAACUGCACUCUGUAAGCGCAUGUGUUUUGUUUUUAGUAACGUUAGUGCACAUAAUAAGGAGGCUAACGUUAGCCAGCUAGCCAAGUGUCGUUAACUCACCACAAGUUUAGUGUAAACUAAAAUAGCUUCCACGUUUAGAGCUAAGUUGUACUUUAAAAGAAGCCAUUUAAUCUUGUGUUUUGUUCACGUAACAAAAAGAGAAAAGAGACGUUUGCUGAAACAUAGUGUUGUUAGCAGCCGUUGGGAAUGUCACUUCCACAUGUACGCAGGAGUCAUGAAGGGUCAACCAACAUAUCAGACAGCGAUUCGGAGGACGAGCCCAAGCUCCCCCUCAACCAGUUCUAUCCAUAUAUCCGCUGUGCCCUUUGCUGCGGCUUCCUCAUCGAUGCCACCACCAUCACAGAAUGCCUGCACACAUUUUGCAAAAGCUGCAUCGUAAAGCACUUUUUCUACAGCAACAGGUGUCCCACAUGCAGCAUUGUAGUCCACCAGACACAACCACUUUACAACAUCAGGCCUGAUAGACAACUGCAGGAUAUUGUUUACAAGAUGGUUCCCUUCCUUGAAGAGUUGGAAAGAGAACAAAUGUGUAACUUCUACAAAUCGAGAGGGCUGGAGAUGCCAAAAACAGUGGUGGUCUCCCCACCGGGUCCUGUUGUUUUGAGGAGACAGAAGAAGGAUAACAUUUCCCAGUCUGUGUUCACUAUUCCUCCUGAGCUGGAUGUGUCUCUGCUUCUUGAGUUUGUCGGGGCUGAGGAGGGCAUCAAUAACUAUAAGCCAUUAGAGAGGCCAUACGUUCGUGUGUCAGGUGAGGCGACUGUACGCCACUUAGAGCUAUUCAUCAGGAGGAAGAUGGAGCUGAGCCCAACCUGCCAGGUGGAUGUGGUGUGCGGAGAUCACCUCCUAGAUCACUACCAGUCACUCAAAGACAUACAGAACUCUGUGGGUGAAGAGGCACUACAGGAUGGUCUGUUGGUGCUUCACUUUGGCUUGGUCCUGCCCUCCCAGUCUUGAGCGCAAGGGGUGGAUGUACUUAAUUCUUGCAGGGAUGAAUUGGUCUUUGUUCUUUGUGUCUCUUCAUUAGACCCUUGUCACAAAAUGAAGUAAAGUUCCCGUGUUGGCAUUAUAACUGCUCCGCAUGUCUUGGACUGUCACUCUACUUACAAAAGAUUUGAUAAAGCUUGAAAAUUAAAUGUAACUACAAAGUGCUGCGGGUUGCAGAAGAGACAGUCCAAGAUCUCUAAAUUUGUAUUUCUUUAUUGAACAGGUAGAAUGAAAAGAUGUAAACCUGAAGUCUUCUGUUCACACUGUAGCAUCCAAUGUUUAACUCCCCCAGAUCAUUACCUUAUAUUUAGGACAACCAUUGUGUCUGCUGUUAAUUUGCUGGACACAUGUUACAUACAUUUAAAUUACUGAAGUGCUAGCAUGUAAAAAGGAAUUUUAAUUUGAUUAAUAGAAAUUACAAAUUCCUUUUUCUCCUGCCUUUUGAUCUUUUGAGGUGUUGUGAAAGUGGCUGUGACUGCCGCUGUGUCUGCUGCUGUAGCUAAAACUGGACUGCAUUACUGUUAGUGUUCUGAAACCCCUGUGAAGGCAGAACAGUGUCUUGUCUGAAAAGCUGUUGAUAGUUUUACUUAUCCUUAUGGAAACCAGGGACUGGUAUCUUCAUUGUUUUUUUUCUAUUUAUCAUUUUGGGUUUGGUAUCAGGUAGAUAGUUUUAAUUUAAAGGGCUUAAAACAAGAGAUGCACCACUACCAAAGGUUUGUGUGAAUGUUUAUAUAGAGUUUAAAUGUGCGUUCUAUUUUUAAUUACCACUUGUUUCAUGUUGAUUUCCACGUUUAAUGUAAGAGCUGUUAACUUUUGUAUGGACUGUACAACUCACCAGAGCACAAAAGCAGUUAUUCAGAGGGAGUUUGUAUACAGAACUUUUGAUAGGGUUUUUAUUAAAAAUACCUUUUCUACUUGCUGACAAAAGAAUGAUUUAAUAAAU
This is a messenger RNA of Chelmon rostratus (copperband butterflyfish), 2138 nucleotides long. It is a transcript of the gene pcgf6, whose product is annotated as polycomb group ring finger 6. The coding region runs from base 398 to 1165 and encodes 255 amino acids. NCBI's taxonomy places the organism in Eukaryota, Metazoa, Chordata, Actinopteri, Chaetodontiformes, Chaetodontidae. Gene Ontology annotation, biological process: regulation of transcription by RNA polymerase II. The transcript is spliced from 10 exons. Gene Ontology annotation, cellular component: PRC1 complex. The record is from RefSeq and is a predicted model, not a curated record.